Messenger RNA from Daphnia magna, 935 nucleotides. RefSeq names its product deoxynucleotidyltransferase terminal-interacting protein 2. The record is from RefSeq and is a predicted model, not a curated record. Gene Ontology annotation, biological process: RNA processing. Gene Ontology annotation, molecular function: RNA binding. Gene Ontology annotation, cellular component: nucleolus. Lineage: Eukaryota; Metazoa; Arthropoda; Branchiopoda; Diplostraca; Daphniidae.
ACCAAAUCGUUUACUGAAGAUUGUCAAUGUUGGAAAGGUUCUGUUUUUUCGUCUGCAGUUUCCUGGCGUCAACUCACACAAGAGGAAGAUAGGCACCACAGAUGUAUAUUGCGAACCAAGCAUGGCAUUAAAUAAUUCUAUAAAGUCUAUUGCUCGGCUCCCAAUUAACAUCACAAUCGACAAAGAAGACCUGGAAACUGACGAAGAGCUUCCUCUGACUUCGAAAUCGGUAAAUUCUAAUGAAACUCCGAAACGAAAUAGAAACUGGAAGCAGAGGAUUGGACUAGCAAGUCAGAUUGAAACUGGGAUGAAAGACAUUGGUGUGUAUAUUGAUGUCAAUCCUCAUAAAAAAAAAAAGGAAGAGGAAUCUGUUGUCUCAAACAACCACAGUAUGGCAGGGAAUUCACCAGUUAAUAAUGCAGACAAGCUGAUGGAAAAAUCUCUGAUAAAACCUGGGUUUGAAAAGCUGGAUUGUGUUCCUCAGUAUAGUGCAAACAUACGACAAAGGAAAACAGAAAGAAGAAAAGAGGCUGACAAAACCAAAGGUGGUAAAUGGUUUAAUCUUCCUGCAACAGAAAUGACUGAAGAAAAGCUUAGAGAUCUGGAAGUCAUUCAAAUGAGAUCCAUCUUAAAUCCGAAGCAAUUUUAUAAGAAAAAUGAUUUGAAAGUUGUCCCUAAAUAUUUCCAGGUUGGAACUGUGGUUGAUAGCCAUGCCGACUUUUAUCACGACAGAGUACCGAAGAAGGAUCGGAAAAAGAAUCUUGUCGAUGAGUUGAUGGCGGAUGCUGAUUUUCAGAGGUACAACAAACGCAAGUAUGCUGAAAUUAUACAAUCCAAACCAGGAAUUCGCCCGCAGAAGAUAAAAAGACGUAAAUGAUUUAAGGUUAUCUUCAAGAGAAUGUUGCUUAUACAAGUACACGUAUGACUUAUCGAAA